AUGGUUGCCGAAAAAUUUGGUCCGCAUCACAAGACAAUUCUUAAUGGGAAAAAUAUCGACGCCAUUUACGAGCUCUGGGGAGUCAGCUACGCCGUAGAAAUCGAACUCCCCGAGGAUGAUGAGAUUCCGGAGAAUGGGUACUGUGGAGCUUACGCGUCUCAUUUCGAGGCUGGCGGCUUAUCGUUUCCUCUUCCUCGUUUUCUUCUCGAAGUGCUGGCGGAGAUCAGGAUGGAGUUUACCCAGAUGGCGCCUAACUUCUUCCGGUAUUUCUUGGGUUGCUGGGUCCGAGCUUUGGAGGAAGGUCUCGAAUUUUGUCUCGGGGAGUUGAGGCAAUUAUUUGACAUGAAGCGAAACAAUGGCUUCCCUGGCACAAUGAUUCUUGCUCCUCAAGGUGGUCGUGGUAUCAUCGAAGGCAUUCCUAAUAAGGGUGAUCGAUGGAGGGAGAAGUUCUUCGUUUUUAAGAUAAACUCGGCGUCGUUCGGAGACUUCGAUUUCGAGAGGAUCCCUCGGGAAUGGAAGAAGGAGAAAGAGGGGUUGCUUGAUCGUCCUCACGAAUCUUCUGAGGCCGGGUCAUUAGAGCGAGCUCGGAAAGUCCAGCGGGGGCGGGUCUUUAUACCGAGGUCGCAGGUUCAGUCUUCUGGUCUUCUUGCUAGGUCAGUGUCGGUCACUAUUCCAUCUUGUGGAGCUCUUGAGGCACCGGAUACUUCGGUGAGCUUUGCUGGUGAUCGAGCUCUUAAUGACGAGAUCGAUUCGUCGUCUCAUCGAUCUCGACGUCAGGUCUUGGAGGAGAUUAACUCUGUGACUUCGGGAUCGUCGAGCCCGAGACUUUCUCCGCCGUUACGUGCUUCUGGUGAAGGCACUUCGCGGGUUAACCCCGGUGUCCUUCCUUUGAGCGUGCCCGAAGCUUUUUCAUGGUCGUUUGCGUAUGACAGCGAGAUCCCUAUCCUUGAGAACCCCGACUCCCUUGCAGCGAUUUGGUGUAAAGUCAGAGCAGAAGGAUGCGAGCUCCCUUCUUUGGACCACAUGCGAGAGCGCGACGCCUAUGUUCAGAUGGCGGUCGCAAAUGCCAAGGCUAUGGAGGCGAGCAACGAUUAUGCCGCUUUAAUGGAGGGGCGAUUGGCAAAUUUUCCUAGUAAGGAAGAGAUCGUGGGUCACCUUCUCACGAUCCAACAGCUUCGGGGUGAGUUGGAUGCUGCUCGGGAGGCGGAGAGACAGCGCGAAGUGGAGAUUGAGGAAUUGAAGAAGAAGUUGGCGGCUGCUGAGGCCGAAAAGGUCGUUGUUCAGAGCGACCUUGACUCGAUGAAGGAGAAGUAUAGGGGAGAGAUCGAAGGUCGGGAUAGGAAAGCUCGCAAAGAUCUCCAUCUAGCUCGUGUCUCUCUUGCGAAGGAGUACGAGGGGGUUUUGGCUAUGGUCAAGGGUAAGUUGGAGAAGAAGAAGAAAGAAACGGCCGCAGAGAUUCUUUUGCAAGAGACGCGAGCUCGUAUCGAGGCUUUGACCGAGUAUAGUGAGGGCGGCUUCGAGCUCGAGGCGGAGUUGGAGCGUCUUAAAGACCUAGAGGUUUCGGUCGACGUCGAUUACGGUCUUGCUUCGGUGUCAGACCCUUCUCUUGGUCAUCUCGAUCUCCCCGAGAUCUCCGGAGACUCGGUCAACCAGGAUUGA
Brassica napus (rape) is the source of this 1659-nucleotide messenger RNA. RefSeq lists its product as uncharacterized. The record is from RefSeq and is a predicted model, not a curated record. The transcript has 4 exons. NCBI's taxonomy places the organism in Eukaryota, Viridiplantae, Streptophyta, Magnoliopsida, Brassicales, Brassicaceae. Bases 1 to 1659 code for a protein of 552 amino acids.